Molecule: messenger RNA, 1088 nt
Organism: Musca vetustissima
Lineage: Eukaryota; Metazoa; Arthropoda; Insecta; Diptera; Muscidae
Product: glutamate receptor ionotropic, kainate 2-like
Exons: 6
Biological process (GO): modulation of chemical synaptic transmission; monoatomic ion transport; synaptic transmission, glutamatergic
Cellular component (GO): postsynaptic membrane; plasma membrane
Molecular function (GO): glutamate receptor activity; transmitter-gated monoatomic ion channel activity involved in regulation of postsynaptic membrane potential
Source: RefSeq, a predicted model, not a curated record
UUAUAUCUCAUUUACAGCGUGCCGAUUUGGGUAUUACCGAUUUAACCAUGACUUCUGAUCGUGAAAGUGCUGUUGAUUUUACAAUUCCAUUUAUGAAUUUGGGCAUUGCAAUCUUAUUUCGCAAACCAAUGAAGGAGCCCCCAAAACUAUUCUCAUUCAUGUCACCGUUUUCGGGUGAUGUCUGGCUUUGGCUGGGCAUUGCAUACGUGAUGGUGGCACUGAGCAUGUUUGUGCUGGGUCGCAUCUCACCACCUGAAUGGGAUAAUCCGUAUCCUUGUGUUGAGGAGCCUACCGAACUGGAGAACCAAUUUACUUUUAUUAAUUGCUUUUGGUAUGCCAUGGGGACCCUGCUGCAGCAAGGCUCAGAAUUAGCAGCGAAAGGCUUUUCGACAAGAGCAGUUGCCUCUUUUUGGUCCUUCUUCACCCUUAUAUUGGUCUCAUCAUACACCGCCAAUUUGGCCGCUUUCUUAACCAUCGAAUCCCUAAGUACACCCAUUGAAAAUGUUGAAGAUUUGGCGGCAAACAAAGGUGGUGUCAAUUACGGCGCCAAACAUGGUGGAAGUACAUCGACAUUUUUUAAGGACGCCAAAUAUCCUACAUACCAGAAAAUGAAUGAAUUUAUGACAAGCCAUCCGGAAUAUAUGACAUCAACAAAUGCCGAAGGUGUUGAACGUGUCGAGAAAGAGAACUAUGCCUUUCUAAUGGAAUCGACGACCAUUGAAUAUAUUACGGAGCGACGUUGCAGUUUAACGCAGGUCGGUUCGUUAUUGGAUGAAAAAGGAUAUGGCAUUGCAAUGCGUAAAAAUUGGCCCUAUCGUAACAUUCUCAGUCAAGCGGUUUUGGAGCUGCAGGAACAAGGCGUAUUGGCCAAAAUGAAAACAAAAUGGUGGAAAGAGAAACGUGGCGGUGGUGCUUGUGCGGCUGGUACAUCGGAAAGCGGAGCUGUGGCCUUGGAAUUUAGCAAUUUGGGUGGUGUUUUCUUGGUAACAAUUGUGGGCUGUGUAUUUGGCAUAUUCGUAUCCGUUUUGGAAAUGUUAAUUGGCGUGAAACAGCGUUGUGACGAAAAUAAGGUAUUGUCAAAGGCAAAG